AUGUCUCUAAUGAAAUGUAUUGGUCAUGUGAUAUAUGCCAUUGCCGGAGGCACAGUUUUGAUAUCAUGUAUUUUCAACUUUUUGGUUUCUUCGUGGAUGCCGUGUAUAAUGGACGGAGUUGAUUGCAAUAACAAAGGAUUCACAUCCCUGUCAGGAAUGUAUUCGAGGUUCGUUGCCGCGACUUGUUUUGUAUCGUGCUUGAUUAUGCUUUACAAAUUCAGUUUUUCGAUGAAGGGGUACAACAAUAACGUGGAGGCGUACAGUAACUACUCACCAGUCACCCGGAAGGACCGCCGCAGUUAUUUGAUAUUUACGUGGACUGUCACAGUCUCCUUAUUGACAAUCAUCCUUCCUAUAAAUGUACUUCGGUUGAGAAUCAUGUACAACAAUCAUACAAACACGUUAGUUUGGAUAUUUUUCGUAGUUAUGUAUGUAGAAAAUCUUUUUAUUUCCGUUUCGGAAUUGUAUUUUGCGUCAAAGUGCUGGAAUCUGUACUUGAAGUUUAGCAGUAUAAACGCCGACUUGAAGCAACUCAAGGACGAAGUGUCAAAUGUUUUCCCACUGUCUACGAACGUGCAGCUAAAAAAAAGUUAUCACCCUAGAUGGUUACACCGACAACAUCGGAUUACUAGCUUUAUAAAUUUUUAUAGUCCCCCGAAAGGACAAAGACAACUAGCCACUGUUGUUGAAAUCCUUAGAAUCAGACAUCGGCUGAUCCGUGAAGCGGUUACCAAUCUCACCGAAUUGUUUGGCCUUCCGAUGUGUUUGUCUCUAUGUUCACUGUGCGUAAUGGCAUUGUUUGAUAUCUACUACGAAGUAUUCAAUUUGUUGAACUAUCGGAGUCGAUCAAGCAUAUUUAUAUAUGGUUGGUUGACACAAUACUCAUAUCGGUUCUACAUGAUUGUAAUGGUAGCUGAUACCAUGAUGAAGCAGAUUCUAACGUGCACUACUCUCAGGGCCGAAAGGACUAAAUGGGUCAAGUUCAUUCUGAUGGCAGUGCAAGUAUAA
Messenger RNA from Adelges cooleyi (spruce gall adelgid), 1008 nucleotides. RefSeq lists its product as uncharacterized. The record is from RefSeq and is a predicted model, not a curated record. NCBI's taxonomy places the organism in Eukaryota, Metazoa, Arthropoda, Insecta, Hemiptera, Adelgidae. The coding region runs from base 1 to 1008 and encodes 335 amino acids. The transcript has 2 exons.